Messenger RNA from Didymodactylos carnosus, 222 nucleotides. NCBI's taxonomy places the organism in Eukaryota, Metazoa, Rotifera, Eurotatoria, Philodinida, Philodinidae. The record is from the annotation of a GenBank genome assembly.
AUGGAUCACGGCACAAGUGAACUCUAUAAAGAACAUUAUGACAAGCCAGCAGUAGUUAAUGCACCUGGUACAGCACCAUCAGCUGCAGAACACGGAAAACCCACUACAAAACAAGUAGAAAAUAGUCCACCAGUAGAUCAAAAACAAGCGGGACAAUUAGACACAAGAACAUUGGAAGGUGCGAUAGCAAAUGAAGCUAAUCCAAAUAUUAAUCCAAGAUAA